AGCCGCCCCCUCCCCCCCAUGCAUCCUCAUCCUCUGCCCGAGCCCACUGAGGAGGAAGACCAUGACCGACCUGGAGAGCUCGAUGGCGACCCUCAUCGCCGUGUUCCAGAAGUACUCCGAGAGGGAGGGAGACAAACACAAGCUGAAGAAGAGCGAGCUGAAGGACCUGCUUCACGACGAGCUGCCCGACCUGAUGGAGCACGUGAAGGACCAGGCCGCCCUGGACGCCCUGAUGGAGAGCCUGGACGCCGACGGAGACGCCGAGUGCGACUUCCAGGAGUUCAUGACAUUCGUCUCCGUGGUUACCGUCUGUUGCCACGAGUUCUUUGAGCACGAGGACGAAUGAGGGGGGGGGGGGGGGGGGG
Pungitius pungitius (ninespine stickleback) is the source of this 365-nucleotide messenger RNA. It is a transcript of the gene s100b, whose product is annotated as S100 calcium binding protein, beta (neural). The record is from RefSeq and is a predicted model, not a curated record. Gene Ontology annotation, molecular function: S100 protein binding; RAGE receptor binding; calcium ion binding. The coding region runs from base 62 to 346 and encodes 94 amino acids. Gene Ontology annotation, biological process: positive regulation of canonical NF-kappaB signal transduction; positive regulation of cell population proliferation. Lineage: Eukaryota; Metazoa; Chordata; Actinopteri; Perciformes; Gasterosteidae. The transcript has 3 exons. Gene Ontology annotation, cellular component: cytoplasm; nucleus.